Messenger RNA from Alternaria arbusti, 600 nucleotides. RefSeq lists its product as uncharacterized. The transcript has a single exon. The coding region runs from base 1 to 600 and encodes 199 amino acids. The record is from RefSeq and is a predicted model, not a curated record. NCBI's taxonomy places the organism in Eukaryota, Fungi, Ascomycota, Dothideomycetes, Pleosporales, Pleosporaceae.
AUGGCCGAAUCCACGUCUCUCGCAUCAUGGAAACUCCACAACAGGUUCGUCGACAUCGUCCGCAGCGACGCCAGUCCAAUCUUGGACCUCAUCCCCUCAUACAAUACCCUCGAGUUUGACUACAACGAGACCGAAAACACCGUGGCACUGCGCAUGGGCGAAUAUGGCGACAGCGAAAUUCUAGCACAUCCCAACGGCUCCGUAUCCAAGCGCGUAGUCCGCGACUCUAAGAUCCGCAAAGCAGGUACCGUCUUGGAAAUCAACAGGCCAAUGAGCGGUCAAUUCAAAGCCGUCGCGCCGUUUGGCUGGAGCGAGACUGUACAGCAAGGUAUUACCACGCCGAUGAGCGCGCCAGCACAUGCGCUUGUGCUGAUGUACAUGCACAUCUGGGUUCUUAAGGCAAACAAGGAAGAUGUUGAGUUGCUUAUACCGAGGUAUCAAAGUUUGUACGACGCGCUAGUUUUGAUUCGAAACGCGCUGGAUACGGAGUUAGUGUUGCCGGUUGGGCAGCGCAAGGUGCCCGUGGAGGUGUUGGCCGCCUAUCAGAAUGGUGCUGUCGAUGAUCAGCCAGUCGGGAAGGAAGAGCUUCAGGAAGAAUAA